Molecule: messenger RNA, 342 nt
Organism: Helianthus annuus (common sunflower)
Lineage: Eukaryota; Viridiplantae; Streptophyta; Magnoliopsida; Asterales; Asteraceae
Exons: 1
Coding region: 1-342 (113 amino acids)
Source: RefSeq, a predicted model, not a curated record
AUGCCAAAGACGAGCAACGGUGAAACCCCGUUCAGUCUAGUAUACGGGUCUGAAGCAGUGAUACCUGCAGAAAUCGGGUUGCCAUCCCCAAGAGUGCUGUCAAUGAACGCCAUCAACAAUGAGGAGCAAAGAAGGCUGGAUCUGGACCUUCUAGAGGAAAGGAGGGAGAUGCCAGCAAUAAAUGAAGCAAAGUAUAAAACGAAGCUAGAGAAGUACUACAAUAGCAAGGUUCGAGUCUGCACCUUUAACCCUGGAGACUACGUCUUGAGAGACAAUGAGGCAUCUAAUGCCGAAAGACCAGGAAAAUUGGCUCCAAAAAUGGGAAGGACCUUACGUUGUUGA